Messenger RNA from Gymnogyps californianus (California condor), 1101 nucleotides. RefSeq names its product NK2 homeobox 1 (gene NKX2-1). Gene Ontology annotation, molecular function: RNA polymerase II cis-regulatory region sequence-specific DNA binding; DNA-binding transcription factor activity, RNA polymerase II-specific. The coding region runs from base 1 to 1101 and encodes 366 amino acids. Gene Ontology annotation, cellular component: nucleus. The record is from RefSeq and is a predicted model, not a curated record. The transcript is spliced from 3 exons. Gene Ontology annotation, biological process: cell differentiation; regulation of transcription by RNA polymerase II. NCBI's taxonomy places the organism in Eukaryota, Metazoa, Chordata, Aves, Accipitriformes, Cathartidae.
AUGCUCCACGCCCUGAGCAGCUGGAGGAGCAACUGUGCGUGCGCUGCGGAGGGCCGCCGAAUCAUGUCGAUGAGCCCAAAGCAUACGACUCCUUUCUCAGUGUCUGACAUCUUGAGUCCUUUGGAGGAAAGCUACAAGAAAGUGGGCAUGGAGGGCAGUAACUUGGGGGCUCCCUUGUCAGCCUACAGACAGUCUCAGGUUUCUCAGCCGGCCAUGCAGCAGCACCCCAUGGGCCACAACGGAACAGUGACUGCCGCCUACCAUAUGACAGCGGCAGGGGUCCCCCAGCUCUCCCAUGCUACGAUGGGGGGCUACUGCAAUGGGAACCUGGGCAACAUGAGCGAGCUCCCGCCUUACCAGGACACCAUGCGGAACAGCGCUUCGGCGACAGGAUGGUACGGCACCAACCCGGACCCCCGCUUCUCCUCAAUCUCCCGCUUCAUGGCGCCGUCCUCGGGCAUGAACAUGGGCGGCAUGGGCAGCCUCGGCUCCCUGGGAGACGUGAGCAAGAGCAUGGCCCCGCUCCAGAGCACGCCGCGGAGGAAACGGAGGGUCCUUUUUUCCCAGGCCCAGGUUUACGAGCUGGAGAGACGUUUCAAGCAGCAGAAAUACCUCUCCGCCCCGGAGAGGGAACAUUUAGCCAGCAUGAUACACCUCACCCCGACUCAGGUCAAAAUCUGGUUCCAGAACCACCGCUACAAGAUGAAACGCCAGGCCAAAGACAAGGCUGCGCAGCAGCAGAUGCAACAGGAGAACGGCUCUUGCCAGCAGCAGCAGUCUCCCAGAAGGGUGGCGGUGCCAGUGCUUGUAAAGGAUGGCAAGCCCUGCCAAGCAGGCUCCAACACACCCACAGCAGCUAUCCAGAGCCAUCAGCAGCAGGCAGCUACAACGAUCACAGUGGCUACCAAUGGCAACAGCCUCGGACAGCAUCAGAGCCACCAGACAAACAGUGCGGGGCAGUCUCCAGACAUGGGACAGCACUCGGCCAGCCCUUCCUCUCUGCAGAGCCAAGUCUCCAGUUUGUCUCACCUAAACUCUUCUACUUCUGACUAUGGCACUGCCAUGUCUUGCUCCACCUUGCUAUACGGUAGGACCUGGUGA